CACCGAUCAACGGAAAUAGCCGAUGACGUUGGCUCUGUCAUGUGAUCAGCUGUGUCCAAUCACAGCUGAUCGCAUGGCAAUGAUGAUCAGUGUGCCCUGAUGAUCAGUGUAGUCCCAUCAAUGCCACCUGUCAGUGCCCAUCAAUGUCACCUGCCAGUGUCCAUCAGUGCCACAUCAAUGCCAUAUAUCAGUGCCUACCAGUGCACAUCAAUACCACAUAUCAGUGUCACCUAUCAGUGCCAGUCAGUGCCAGUCAAUGCUGCCUAUCAGUGCCACCUAUGAGUGCCAUACAUGAGUGCAGCCGUUCAGUGCCCAUCAGUGAUGCCUGCCAAUGCCCAUCAAUGCCACCUACCAGUGCCUCCUCAUCAGUG
Messenger RNA from Staurois parvus, 371 nucleotides. The record is from the annotation of a GenBank genome assembly. Lineage: Eukaryota; Metazoa; Chordata; Amphibia; Anura; Ranidae.